CUUGGUUUCUUCGGCCCCGCCUCUCGCCCGGGGGUCGGGAAACAGCGGCAGGAAGCUGGAGGGGCCUCGGUGCAGCCCGUUGUCGCUCCGCCAUGGAGCCCGAGAAGAGAAGAACCAAAGAAGAUACUUGGAAAUCAGAUGAACUUAAGAAACAUCUUAGGGUAUCACAGUCAGAUAGUCAAUCUGAAGAUAAGAAACAGAAGGAAAAGAAACUGCAAAGAGAUAGAGAGACUCAUGACAUGGUUGAUUACAAAGGAUACAUACGCAAGGAUCAAGACAAGGACAGAGGAAAGGCAAAAGAAAGGACAGGUGAACGAGAGAGAUUUAAAUCUAGUGAAAGAGACAGGGAUAAGAUAAGAGAAAGGGGAAAAGAUCAUCACAGAGAACGAGAGAGAGAGAAAUUGAAGGAGAAGGACCAAGAAAAAGAUGCAGAGAAGGAAAAACACAUUACAAGAAAAGAUAAAGAGAAGGCAAGUGAUAAAGAAAGAGACAGAAAAUAUAGGAGGGAUGAUCUGAAGCAAAUGCUUAUACAGAAUAACCUGAAAGCAUCUGGAGGAAGGGAUAAAGAACAACGCAGAAGAAGAGAAAGCAAGGAUCAAUUGGAGCAAGCAAACAUAAGGGAUGACGUGAAAGAGAGAAGACAUUCAGAAAGAAAAGUAAAGGAAGGAAAAAAAAGUGAGAGCAAAAAUAGUCUUGGCGAGUUUUUAACAAAGAAAGAUGAAGAAGGUGGACAUAGACACAAGUCACACAGAGAUCAAGAACUGAAUAAAGACAAAGGAAGGAGUCAUGGUGAUAAAAGAGAACAUGAACAUUCAGUUAGGGGAGGAAAGGAGAGACCUUCAAAAGAAAGAAGCCAUGAAUUGUUUGUAAAGGAUGGGGAAGAAAAAUAUGUGUCAAGGAGACCUAAAGAAGGAUCCUCCAUUGAAGACAGAGAAAGACAACUGAGAGAGAAUAAUGAAAAAAGACAGAGGGAAGAAAAUGAAAGAAAGAAAAGAGAUCUUAAGAACACUGAGCAUAAAAAACAAGGAAAGAGAUUAAGAGAAGAAGAAGAAGAAACCAGCCAUCAGCAUGAAAGGAAUGCAACAGAUAAAGGAAAGAGCAUUGAAAGGGAAAAAAAAGAGGACACAAGCCAAAGGCCACACCAAGGUGAACAUGUGUCAGCAUGGAAACCUAUGCAGAGGCAAAAAAGUGAGGAAGAACUUGAAAUCAGUGAUAAUUAUUUGACCAAUUAUGAAGAUGAUUUUGAAGAUUAUGAAGAUGAUUUUGAUGACGAUGAUGAUGAAGACAAUGAUAGUGAGGCUAGAGACUCAGAAGAAAGACUAAGAGAGAUCCCUGUUUCCAAAAAAUCAGAAAUAGAAGAAAUUCAAAGAGCAAUUAAUGCAGAAAAUGAGAGGAUUGGUACCUUACUACCAAAGCAAUUUCAAAAAGAACAUGAAAAAAAACCAAACAUGGAAAGGCAAGAUUCUCCUGCCAGAGGCUCUCUCUGUGGAAUGUUCAUGGAUUUUGAAACAGCAAACCAGCGGCAAAGUAACCGAAAUAUGGCCACUAAACAAAAGAAACGCAGUUCAGAACUGCUCCGACUAAUUGACCUGGACUUCUCAGUAAGUUUUUCUUUACUGGAUUUGCCUCCAGUGAAUGAAUAUGACAUGUACAUCAGGAACUUUGGAAAAACAAACACUAAACAGGCGUAUGUUCAGAGCAAUGAGGAUAAUCUUGAGAGAGACGUUCAGACGGAUGAAAUAGAGACUCUAGAAAAAUGGACACAACAUCCAGGAGACAGUGUACUUGUAUCUGGAGGUCCCAGAAGCAGCAAUGGUGUGUCUAUAGAUAUUGCUGUAACACCUAAGAUUGAUUCACAGGGAUUAACAAACUUCCUCCGGUCUGCUUGUCAGGUGAUUGCUGUUUUGCUUGAGGAAGAUCGAGUUGCAACACAACCCAGGUGGAAUCUAAGAUCUCGACAAACCAGUCUGUCUAUUAGUGAUAGCUGCUUCCAGUUAAAUACUAAUCUACCUUUUCUCCACGGCCGAAAGGUGUCCUGUUUGCACGUCUCUCAGGUUCAGAGGCAGGCAUUGCUUUCUGUUCACGGGUUACCUGAAAAGCCAGGAGCUAUUCAAUUGGACAGGAAGUACAUCGUAUGUGUAUGGAAUGUCUGGCAGCCCUCCAGUCCUCAGAAAGUUUUAGUUUGUGAAGCAGAGGUGUCAUGCUGCUGCUUUAGUCCCAGUAAAGCAACUUUAGUAUUUGCUGGAACAAUGGAUGGUUCAUUGGUAGUGUGGGAUCUCCGAGAAGACUCAAGGAUGCAUCACUGUAUGAAGUUAAAUGAAAUUGACUGGAUUUUUAGAGCUCCAACAUUUUCUACUGAUGGUGUCCUCUCCUCAUUAAACCACACAUAUCCUGUACUGGCAAUAGAACCUGUCUCAACAUCUGUCUAUAAGGAACAGAAUUAUGGGCUCUCACACCUAUCUUCUCAAGAAGAAAUGUCAGGCCUGUCGUUCCAGAUAGCUUCAAUGGAUGAAAACGGAACUCUCAAUCUGUGGGUAGCAGUUGAAUUACAAAAAGUGGAUUUGGCUGGUUCACAAAGUGAUUUAGGUUUAAUUCCAGGGGGGAAAGUAAAGUUAGUACAUAGCUCUACUGUUCAGUUGAAUAGCAGCCUUUUCCCAAAAGAUAUCCUAUGCCUGAGGACACCUCAAACACUGAAUAUUAAGUUUCUGCCUUCUAAUCCUAAUCAUUUCAUUGUCGGAACAGACAUUGGUGUGGUAAGUCAUGGUGCAAGACAUGAUUUAAGAGUACCUCCAAAGCUGUUCAAACCCCAGCAGGGUGGACCAAGAUCAAUAAGAGCUAAUGCAGUUGAUUUCUCCCCUUUUGGAAAGCCAAUAUUUUUGGUUGGAUGUUCAGAUGGAAGUAUUAGAUUGCACCAAAUGACUUCAGAGCAUCCCCUCAUACAGUGGAAUGACAGCACAAAUGGCCAGCCAGUUAUUACCCUCCAGUGGGCUCUCACAAGACCUGCUGUGUUUUUUGUCCUGGAUGCAUCAUCUACAGUUUACAUUUGGGAUCUACUGGAAAACGACUUGUGUCCUGUAGCCAAACAAAUUAUCCAGUCCGAUAAGGUUAUGACUAUGGUUGUAUUGGGUGAACCGGAAAAAACAAAUGGUCUGCUGGGGAUCGCAUUGGCCAAACAAUCUGGAAUAAUAGACCUUCAGUAUGUAAAGAAGAGGUGGGCAUUACCUCAGCCAGAAGAGUCAGAAAAACUACAGGUGCUCUUGCAACAAUCCUUAUAAAGCAGAGAAAUUGUUUUUUCUGCGUGUACAAAUAUGGCUGGCUAUAUUUAGAAUUUUUCAUUUGAUUACUGUAAUAAAAAGAUUUAUAAUUUAAGAGCUUUUGCAUUUGUAUAAAUAUUGUAUAUAUUUUACAAGAAUGUCAAUACAGUAUUUCAACAGAAGAUACAAUAUUUUUGUUAAUUAUAAAAAUGACAGAACAAAGCUUGGUAAUAUUGUACCUGAAGGAAAGUAGAUUGCAGAUGUAAAUGUAAAUGUAUUUUACUGAAAAGUAUCUAUAAAUGUUCACAAUUCCAGGUUGUGAAUAUAUAUAGAUACUUUUCAGUAAAAAAGUGAAAUUAUAUUCCUAUAAAAUGUGAUAUGCUGCAUCUCAAUAUUGCACUUUGAAGCAAACUAUAUCCUACGUGUAAAGUUAAAUGUAUGCUUUUCUGUAACGUAAAAGGCUGUUGCCAUGUUCAGGUUACCUUUGGAACUUUCUCAACCUCUCCACAGCUGUCAUUUGUGCAUAGGCUAACCCAUAGCCCGACAUGGAAAUACUUGUGUAAAGACCAGAAAACCACACUGGGUUACCUUU
Malaclemys terrapin pileata is the source of this 3846-nucleotide messenger RNA. It is a transcript of the gene DYNC2I1, whose product is annotated as dynein 2 intermediate chain 1. Gene Ontology annotation, biological process: intraciliary transport. Gene Ontology annotation, molecular function: dynein heavy chain binding; dynein light chain binding. The transcript has 25 exons. The record is from RefSeq and is a predicted model, not a curated record. Bases 93 to 3275 code for a protein of 1060 amino acids. Gene Ontology annotation, cellular component: cytoplasmic dynein complex. NCBI's taxonomy places the organism in Eukaryota, Metazoa, Chordata, Testudines, Emydidae.